GUCUCACUCUCUCUCUCACUCUGUUCUGUUUUUUCCCCCAAUUCUUCUUUAAUUCUAGAGAGAGAAAGAGGAGAGAGAUGGUGGAUGAAUUCAUGGUGUGUGUUGAUAGGCUAAUAGCAUCAGCUUGCUUUGAGUCUGUCAAUGAGAGAGAAAGACCCUUGAGAGGUGCUAGUGGUGGUGAAGUAGUGAUUGAUAAUGAUCUGUUGUCCUCUGUUAAUAAUAGCGGAGUGGUCUUUGUUAAGAACAGCAAUGGUGGAGGUGUGGGUUGUUCAGAAAAGGUUGUGAGAGAGUGUAGGAUUUGUCAGGAGGAAGAUGAAGAGCAUCAGAUGGAGGCUCCUUGUGCCUGCAAUGGCACUCUCAAGUUUGCUCAUAGGAAGUGCAUUCAAAGAUGGUGCAACAAGAAAGGUGAUAUCACCUGUGAAAUUUGCAGUCAGGUCUAUUCUCCAAAUUACAUUCUUCCACCAAAGAGCAAUCCUGAGGUUAUGGCCAUUGAUAUUAGGUAAUUGAAGAAGGCUACGUCACACCUAUAACUUUCUGUUCUGAACUCAAUUUUUAAAUUUGUGGUUCUUUAAUGGGAUAUAUCCUCCAAUUUCUUUGAAAGUUAUCUGCACUUCAAGGUCUUUUAGGAAAAUUUGCUUCGGAGAUUCAUUUUCAUUUGUUUAUAAAUGAUGCUCUAGUAGGUUGAUGUACAGAUUGUGGAAAGAAAAUACUGAAAGCUAUCAUAAUGAU
Messenger RNA from Camellia sinensis, 729 nucleotides. Lineage: Eukaryota; Viridiplantae; Streptophyta; Magnoliopsida; Ericales; Theaceae. The record is from RefSeq and is a predicted model, not a curated record.